Messenger RNA from Chelonus insularis, 798 nucleotides. It is a transcript of the gene PrBP, whose product is annotated as Prenyl-binding protein. Lineage: Eukaryota; Metazoa; Arthropoda; Insecta; Hymenoptera; Braconidae. The transcript is spliced from 4 exons. The record is from RefSeq and is a predicted model, not a curated record. Gene Ontology annotation, cellular component: cytoplasm. The coding region runs from base 99 to 542 and encodes 147 amino acids. Gene Ontology annotation, biological process: sensory perception of light stimulus.
GCCAAAGACGCCAGUUGACAUUGUUUCAGGUGUUCGACCUUUUUUAGAAAAUUAUUAUUGUUAAUUUUUAACAAUACUGCAAUCAAUUAUUAUUCACAAUGCCUUCAAGAAGUGAAGAUAUUCUCAAAGGCUUUCAAGUUAAUUGGAUGAAUUUAAGAGACGCAGAUAGUGGAAAAAUUUUAUGGCAAGGAAAUGAAGAUUUGUCAGUUCCUGAUGUCGAACAUGAAGCUAGAGUACCCAAGAAAAUUCUCAAAUGCCGUGCCAUCUCACGAGAAAUAAAUUUCAGCUCCGCUGAACCCUUAGAGAGAUUUAGACUUGAACAAAAAGUCUUAUUCAAAGGAAGAUGUUUAGAAGAAUGGUUCUUUGAGUUUGGGUUCGUCAUUCCUAAUAGUACAAAUACUUGGCAAAGUCUUAUUCAGGCUGCUCCUGAAAGUCAAAUGAUGCCAGCCAAUGUUCUAAAUGGAAACGUAGUAAUAGAAACCAAAUUUUUCGACGAUGAUUUACUGGUCUCCACGAGUCGAGUUCGACUUUUCUACGUUUAAUGAAAAAUACAAAUUUGUAUCAAAACUUCGUAAAAAAAUUACGACUAAGAAAACGGAGAUGUUAUUAGACUAAUAAUUUAUUUAUUUUAAUAAGCACAACUCGGCUGGUGUGAUUGCAUUUAUAAAUAUAAGCACUUAUUAAUUUUAUUUAUAAGUAUUAAGAAUGUAUAAUAUAAAUUGCUAUUGAUGAGAAGAUAAUUGUAAGAAUAAUGUUAGUUAGUUCAAAUGAUUGUUCACCGAUAACAGUCUUUGUUAA